Messenger RNA from Carassius gibelio (silver crucian carp), 3951 nucleotides. RefSeq names its product TLE family member 5. Gene Ontology annotation, biological process: regulation of DNA-templated transcription; negative regulation of canonical Wnt signaling pathway. The transcript is spliced from 7 exons. Gene Ontology annotation, cellular component: transcription regulator complex; nucleus. Gene Ontology annotation, molecular function: transcription corepressor activity; protein binding. The coding region runs from base 372 to 962 and encodes 196 amino acids. Lineage: Eukaryota; Metazoa; Chordata; Actinopteri; Cypriniformes; Cyprinidae. The record is from RefSeq and is a predicted model, not a curated record.
CAGCUCCCAAACUCCACUUCAUCUCUUGCUCAGUCAGCCACUCGAGGAGAGAUACACCACCAGCCCUUGUCUGCGCUCAUUCCCAACGUGGAAAGGGGACAGGAAAGACACCAUAUCAAUCCGACAGAUUCCAGCAAAUCGCCCACGGAUCAUUAUUUCUCCAUGCCGACUGCGUGUUAAAGAGCGCGCUCAGUGCGGCACACAUCAGGCUGCUUUAUUACAUAGCAGCGGCGCGAGCUGCCUGUAGCUGUCCAGGAGCCUCAGCUAGCGACGGAACAAAGAAAACACACACCAAUAUAACCGUCUGCUGAGCAAACUGCUUCCCUGUUCUUCGAAGAGGAGAAGGCAAGACCCCGAAGACCAAAACUGACAUGAUGUUUCCACAAUCCAGGCACUCGGCUUCAUCGCAGCAGCUGAAGUUCACGACGUCAGACUCGUGCGACCGCAUCAAGGACGAGUUCCAGUUCCUUCAAGCACAAUACCACAGUCUGAAGCUCGAAUGUGACAAGCUGGCCAGUGAGAAGUCAGAAAUGCAACGUCAUUAUAUCAUGUACUAUGAGAUGUCCUAUGGGCUGAACAUUGAAAUGCACAAGCAGGCAGAGAUUGUGAAGAGAUUAAAUGGGAUCUGUGCUCAAGUCUUGCCUUACCUGUCUCAAGAGCACCAGCAGCAAGUUCUGGGGGCGAUAGAGAGAGCCAAACAGGUCACCCCACCAGAGAUGAACUCCAUCAUACGGCAGCUCCAGGCUCACCAGCUCUCUCAGCUGCAGGGGCUGGCGUUGCCCAUGACCCCUCUGCCUCUCGGCCUCAGCCAACCGGCUGGCCUCCCCGCCGUCACCUCCAGCUCCGGCCUCUUCUCCCUCUCCAGCAUCCUGGCCUCUCAAGCCCAGCUGGCUAAGGAGGAUAAGAGCACACGCGAGACCUCGGACAGCCAUCGCGAGGAAGACGGAGACAAGUCCGACUAGUCGCCCGGCAAACUGGUUCCUUCAUCCGAUUAUCCUCCAGAGCUCCACAUAGAGCAGAGGCACUUGUUCCCGUUUUUUCCCCUUUUUAUUUUCCUUCAUUUUCUAGUCUACUUGCAUCUUUCUAUCUACCCUCUAAAUUGCUACUGUGUUCACAUGCCUAAUGUCAUUCCUUUUGGUUCAUUCCACCAGCUCUCUAUAUGUAUUUAUACCAAUCCACCUUUUUAUUGUGUUACAGAUGUUUGAUUUUAUUUUAUUUACACUAUUUCUUGCCUGCUUGUAUGUAAUAUAUAUAUAUAUAUAUAUAUAUAUAUAUAUAUAUAGUAUAUUUCUUAUGCUCGUUGUGGAAAUGGUCUACAAAUGGUGCGACCGUUAAUGGACCAUCGACCCUUCAGUAAUAAUUCCUCUUUGUUUUGUUUUUUUCCUCCGCUUUCUCUCUUCCUCUUAAAAUCUUUCACCUUUUAAAGCUACAAUCUACAAUAACUGAGUCAAAAGCACUUUGGCCUCAGGCAGUAACUCUGAGACUAAAAGCAACUUUGAAUCUAAAAACAUAGCCGCGGCAUAAUCCAUUUAGAGUUUAAAGGAUUGAUGUUAUUGUUCGAAGGCACGGCUGUUGCAUCUAUCCUACCUUACAGGGACGGUUCAAGUUAAAAUGAGGAUUUGUUUCAUUUUUAUGUCAUCCCAAAGAUGAAGAUAAAGACAUCCCAGAGAUAUUUUGAAGAGUGUUCAUGCUGCUCCUUUCCAUACUAUAAAAGCAAAUGGUCACCACAGCCAUCAAGCUUAAAUUUCUUACAUUUAUCCUUCAACGGCUUCACAACACUUAAAAUACUACAUUUAUAAACAUUUAGUUUAACUCAGUCAGAAAGGACAAAACAACAACAACAAAUAAUCAGAAGCUAGUCCAUAUGAUUCAUGUAUUAUAUUCCAAAUGUUCUGAAGCUGUUUGUGUGAGAAACUGACAUUAAAAGAGAAAUUUAAGUCAUUAAUCAUUGCAAACUUUGCUUCAUAGUUGUGAUUGGAUGGAGUCCAAUGCAGUCAAGAACAAAAAUCACCAUAAAAGCCUCAAAAAACUAAUCCAUAUGCCCUCAUGUACUAUAUUUCAAGUGCUCUGAAGCUGUUUGUGUGCAAAACGUUAGAGAUUUCAAUUAUUAUUUACUGGAGAUUUUGCUUGAUAGCUGUGGUCACCAUUCAUUGUAUAGAAAAGAGCGACUUGGAUAUUCAUUUUUUGUUUCACGUAAGAAAGUAAGUCAUACAGGUUUGGAAGGACACAAGGGUGAGUAAAUGGUGACAGAACUUACAUUUUAGAGUGAACUAUCCCUUUAAAUGCUUAAUAAGCGGUAUUGAAAGAAGAAAGAACAUUUGUACUAGGCCCUUCAAUGUACUGUAUAUCUAUAUUUCUAAUGUGUUUGGAAGCUGUUGUGCUGUCUUAGAGAAUAUUAGAUGAAUCCUCUGAGAUGCUAGCUAACCUGCUCACCAAGUGAAAAGGAAUGAUGUUUAAAAGAUUUUUCAUAGUAAUGUUGAUUGUCUGCAUGGUAAGAGUCAUAUUGUUUUCUUUAGUAAGUUGUGAGAAUAAGGUAUUUGAGAAAUGAGAAGCACCUUCUUACACCUCCUUUUUUUUUUGAUAGCACUACAGAAACAGGAAGUAUGUGAAGUCAUAAAUCUGAUUUAUAGUAAGCCCUCCCAACACAGACAAAAUACAUUUUUAGCACAAUACGUUACCUUAAGUGGACUUAAGGUUGAAGCUAAGAUUUGCAGUUUUGAAUAUUCAGUCUCCCAGUGUCAUGUUGUAUUAUGUAGUAUGUGAUUCUACCAAGAGGGGGCAGUAAGUCCAUAGCAAGUCCACACUAACCCCCUCAGGGUCACUUUAGUGUCCAUAUAUAAAAUGCUUCUUUUGACCUGCCCAAAAAUAAAUAAUCCGUCUAUCAUUUGUUCAGUCUGGAGUAAGCAUCAAGAAAAAGCUUGAAGAUGAAUUUUUUUCUUCUCGUAUUUAAAAAGUUACUUGCAGCUAUAGGAGUAUUCUAGUUAUAGAUUGUGCGCAUUUUCAUGCCAAAGUACACAUCACACUCUAUCCUCGCGAUUUUCUCAGUCUGAAAAUACAAACCAGACUUUUCACACCUUUUUUUCUGUGCUUGUGAUUUUGUGUAUUCUUUAGAUUUGUAUGGACCAAAUGUUGCUGUAAUGGGCACCUAUAACGUAGACACAGCUAAACCAUAUCGGAUUCAGGAGUGAAGCUGCUUCCUAAUGCGUCUUAAUGGGACAGUGCACAGUUUUUCAAUUGAAACCGUGCCAACAUAAGAAAUGUCAACGAAAUGCCACCAGACGAUAUCGUAGUGCUUUCAAAACAAAUCUACUCAAGUUUUAGAUUUUUUUCAAGUUUUUUUUUUAUGAAAGAAGUGCCAGGAUUUAUCCUCGUGGCUUGCUAAAUAUGCUCAAAUAUAUUCGGUUGACAUCUUUCUUUUUAAAGUAAGGAUGAAAAUGUAGUGGUCACUGCAUAAGCAUUAAGAGUACAGAAUCAGAUCUAGCCUAAUGCCAACUGUUUUGCUAUAAAGAUGGGCCGCAGGUGUACUGUACGUGUACGUUAUACAUAGACCUAAAGCUUUAUGUGCAAAUGGAUGCUUUUGUGUCAGUCUUGAAUGAUGCAUCUGUGUUUUAGAGGACUCUUAACUCAUGAGGCACUUGAGAACAGGUUGUCGCCCCUUCCUUUCUUUCUUAAACCCCUGACGGCCGUCUACUCCCAGAAUUCAUUGCUUGCCUUUUACCAUUUGUUAAAAGCAUUGUAAGCAUUCUGUGCUAUAGAAGUCUUAUUGUUUGUUUUUCAACUCCUCAUUUUAUAUAUAUUGUACCACCAACAGUGCAAAAAUAAUUGUGUUAUAAAAUAGCUUCAUUCCAUAUUAAAACAGGCAAAGUACAUAAUCAUUUGCUAUACAUAAAUGGAAAUUUCUGCAGUAAGGAAAUGCUUCUGGUGCCUUACAAAUAAAAUCAAUCAAAUCCA